AUGCAGAAGCGGGCAGCUUCCCAACUGCAAUCUGAGGCCACCCUAGCAGCUGCACAGCGCGACCAGCUGGCGGACGAUCUGGCGGCGGUGACAACCAAGCUCGCCUCAGAGAAACAGGCGGCACAGGCGGCGGCAAACAAGUCGCGGGAUAUGAUUACCGCCCUGCUCCAGGAAGAGGAGCUGCAGCGUCGGAAGGCGGAGGCUACCUCUGCACAGCAGGAGGCACAAGCGGCUGCGUCUCGCGCGGCUGCUGUUGCAGCACAGCUACAGACCACAGAGGGGCUGCUAACGGAAUCACGGAAUGAGUUGGCUGCCGCUAUUGCAGCCCAGAAGCAGGCUGCCGAGCGCGCCGCAGCCGCCGUAAGGAAAGUUCAGCAGCUGACUGUGGCAUUGGAGCGCGAGAAGGCGGAGGCGGCGAAAGUCCAGGCAGAAAACCGGAUGCGGCUGGACGCGGCGGUUGCAGCGCGGACUGCUGCCGAGGCGGCGGGCGUCCAAGCGCGCACGGAACUGGCCAAGACCCGCAGCCGCGUGACGCGUCUGGAGGCGGACAUUGCGAACCGGGCUGCUCAGCUGGCCGCGCUCGAGGACACAGCCGCCAGUUUCCAAGCGCGCACGGUGGAGCUGCAGGACCAACUGGGUGCCUUACAAUUGCAACUGGCGGCCGCGAACGGCCUCGUGGCGGAGCUGGAGGCACAAAAGGCGGCGUUGACAAUGGAAAAGCGGUGCACUGCGGAUGAGCUGGAGGCGGAGCGGCGCCGUGUGGCUGAGCUGCAGGCUGCCGCGGACAAGACGGCGCAGGAGUCCGUCGCGCUCCUAGAGCGGGCAUCGGGCCUGGAGGAGGAGCUCAGCGCCACCACAGAGCUGCUGCAUGCAUGCAAGGCACAACUACACGCGGAGACGGCGACCAGCAAAGCCUUGCAGGUGCAGGUAGCGGCGCUGCAGGACCGUGUUGCGCAGGGAGCCCAACAGCUUGCCGCAGCCGAGGAGGCUACCUCGGCAGCUGAGCUGCGGGCCGCUGAGCUCAGCCAGAUGGUGACGGAGUUGCAAAAUCAGAUGGAGCUGGCUGAGGCGCGCACUGCAGAGGCACAGGCUGCCAACAGCGCUAGCUCCGUUGAGCUGGCCGCCGCUACCGCCCGUGUUCGGGACUUGGAGCAACAGAUGGACCGGCUCGCAGAGCACCUGGAGAAGAACGAGGGCGAGCUGGAGGCCGAGCGGAGCGCCAAGCAUCACCUUCGCAGCGAACUGGAUGAGCUGCAGGAGGUACACUCGAAGCUGGAGGCCACUGCCAAGAGCCUCAAGAGCAGCCAGGAAGCCACUGCCCGUGAAUUAGUAGACAGCCAGGGUCAGUUACGUGAGCUGGAAGCCAAGGCAGAGAAGCAGCGUGAGAAAGCUCUGCACUACAAGCAGGAGGCGGAACGCGCCGCUGCCGAGGUUACCUCUUUGCGCAAUGAGCUUGACAAGGCCCGGACCGUGGCCGCAGCCACGGACGCCAAGGUCAUGGAGCUAAGCACCAUGAUUAUCGAUUACGAGUCAAAGAGCAAGGACCUGGAUAAGAAGGUUCAGGACGCCACCGAUAGGGAGGCGGCGCUGGUCCGGGCGGCCGACAACUCCAAGACGGCAUUAACCAAACUGGAGCGCGACGCGCAGAUGAUCCGCCGGGAGAUGGCCGAGAGCGGCAUGCGGGCUGCCCAGAUGAAGCACGAGAACCUUGAACUGAAUCGCACCAUUGAAGGGCUUCAGGCCGCGUUGGAUAAGGCUCGUGUUGACGCGGAGAGGUCACUUAGCCUAGAGCAGCAAAUAACGCAUUUGCAGAAUGAGCUGGCCAUCGCUCAAGCCUUCCAAGCGCAGGUGGAGGAGCUGAAGCAGCAACUUGCACAGCGAGACCGCCAAUUGGCGGACGCUGCUGCCCGCGCCCACUCGCGGGUGCAGCCGGAUGCUGGUAUCCCAGCCGACGGUGAACUGGAGCUUGCCAUGGCGGCCGCCGGGUCGGCUGCCGGCACAGCCGGUGGAUCCAAACCUAAGGCUGAAGCUUCGGCGCCAAAGCGUCCCCGGGCCACGACUGCCAAGAACGGCGUGCGCCGGGACACCGUGAAGAAGGCGGAACCGGAGGCAACCCCCGCUGUCACCGAGCCGCAGCAGGAGAUGACUGUGGUCAUUGAGCCACGCAUGACGGUGAAGAGCACUGCCAGGCCGGCGCCUGUGAAGCGAGAGCCCGAGGUGGACCCCUGGGCGGCAGGGGUAGGAAUGGACGCGGAGGACACCUUGGAAUUGCUUCGUGACAAGCUGGCUCAGGGAAUGGAUAUCCUGGAAAGCCUGUCAGCCACGGACCGCACCGUGGCCACAGUGCAAGCCGGUCUGCAAACGUUCUCCUACGAUAUGCACGUCAAGCUUGGCAUGGAGGUGAUGGCACUUCGGCUCCAGGAGGCCAACAUGCGACUGAACGCGGAACAGUUUGGGGAGCAACUCCAACGAAGGGCUUUUGUGAGGGACAUGUUGAAGCGCGUGGCGAAGGAGGAUAACUGGGUGCAGUACCCUGCCAGUGACCUGGAGCGCAUCAGUCGGGCUCUGAACCGCAGCGCCAGUAAGAUUCAGGCAGCGGAGAGCGACCUGAGAGCAGGGGGGAGCACGGGCAAAGCCGACUCGGGCGCCCAGUCGCCGCCCUCCUAUGCUAAGUGGCUCGAACGGCGGCAACGGCCCAGCGCCUCCCACCGCACCGCCUUCGGCACCACGAUUGCCAAAACGAUCUCCGCGGUAUCAUCCCGCCGUACUCUGGGUCUCAACGGCGCCGGCGCCGGCGGCAGCGGACGACGCGCCAGCGACUCCAGCCAGCUACGCUCCCCGAGCCGCGCCGGCGGCGACACCGAUGCCGCCAGCAUAGCCGGCAGCGUCCCGCCCGGCGGCAUUGAGAGCCAUCAUUCCGUACGUUUCCAGGCCGGUGACGGCUUCCCAGAAGGGGCGGACGGACGAGCGGACUUAGAGGACGCGGCGGAGAUUCUGGGGCUCAGCGGCGGCGGCUUCAGCGGGCGGGAGUCCCGCCGCGGUUGCCGCCCGCAUUCAAGGUUAGCGCGGGCGGACGGCCUGGCGGCGGUGGAGGCGGGUGAGAGAGCUAGCUCCAGGGGGGGUGAUUGGAGGUCGCUUAUCCGGAAGAAACGCGGCUCUGGCUCCGCCACCAACUCCCCCAUUUCCAGUAGCGGCGGUGCCGCCGCCACCGCUGAUGGCAGUAGCGCCGACGUCGCCGCCGAUACGGACGAGGAGCUCAAGGUGGCGGCGGUCAAGAACCCGCUGAUGGCCUUGCGUCUGAGCGUGAGGAAGAGUCUGUCGUACAAAGUGCUGUCGCUGACGGACACGGAGCUUGAUGGGACGACGGAGGUGACGACGACGGCGACGGCGGCAACGACAGCGGCGACAACGACGUCGACAGAGGAUGAAGUCAAGCCGGUGACGAUUCCGGAGGUCGAGGCGCCGCUGGCGGCGCUGGAGGACGUGGUGAAGGCGGUGGAGUCCAUCAGUGACGGGCAGCUCCAAGUGUACGUAAGGGCCAUGGAAGCCUCCGCCGCCGCAGCGGCGGCAACGGCGGCGGCGGCAGUGGCGGCGGUGGAGGAUUGGGCAGCGGGGACUGCGCAGCGCCUGUCGGCGGCGCGGGAAAUGUACAGUGUCGCACACACCGCCAAGCUUGAGUCCAUCACAUGCAUCACCGACCUUCAGCAGCAGGUGCAUCUGCUGCGGGAGUGGUUGGCGGGGAGGGAGCAGAAGCGCUUGGCGGCCGCGACGGCGUCGUUGGAAGCCCAGCGGGAGCGGCUCUCCGCGGUCGUCAACGCCGCUGCUGCCGCCGCCGGAGGCAGCAGCGGCGUUGCCGCCGCCGUGGAGCGCCUCCUGACGGAUUGCGACGCGGCGGCAGAUGAGCUGGAUAAUAUGGCGGCGGCGGUGGAGGAGGCGGCGGCGGAAGCGGAGGCGCAGCUGGAGGAGCGCGAGCGGCGGCGUGCGGCGUUGCGGCUGAUCGAGGAGGAGUGCGUGAAGCUGGCGGAGGAGAUGGCGGCGCAGGAGGAGACGGAGCGGCUGGCGCGGAUUAUGAAGGAGGAGGCGGAGGCGGAGCGGCGAAUGGCGGAUGCCAAGGACGAGGCGGAGGCGCGGCGGCACGCCAUGAUGGCGGCCAUGUUGAUGGGCCAGGAGGAGUGGGUGUUGGAGAAGGAGGCCCGACUGGCGGCCCUCAGGGCUGCGGAGCGGGACCAGAAGCGGCUGGGAGUGCUGCGAUCGACGGAGGAGGAGAAGGCGAGGGCGGCGGCGGCGGUGGGACGGCCGUACGACAAGACGCUUCUGGAGGAGCUCGUCCAGCUGGAAGAGGCCGCCCGCGGGGAGGCCAGGCUGCGGCGGCAGCGGCUGGAGGAGGCACUGGCGGAGCUCAAACACUUCGAGGAGAUGCUGCAACGGCAGCACGACGGCGCGGCAGCGGCGCCGCCGCCGCCGCCGCCAUCCACGUCGCCGAGAACAUCCGUAUCCGUGUCGUCGGCGCCAGUGCAGCCGCCACCGGCACUGCCGCCGCCGCAGUUGCCUGCCGGGGUCUCUCCGGAGGCACUCGUCCGAUAUGCUGUGACGGCAGUACGGGAGUGCGCCGACAAGGCGGCGGCUGUAGCGGCGGCGGCCGGCGGGGGUACGGGAGCUGCAGCGGCGGAAGGAGGAUUGAAUGAGAGCAGCGCCGAGUCGGAUCUUGAUCAGGCAAGUCGCGAGGCCCAGGCCCGUCUUUCGGCGGCCAGAUUGGGUCUGGAGGCGGUUGUGGCCGGAGCGGGGGAGUCGCGCCGGAAGGUGUCCUGGAGGGCGACGGCGGUGUCGCCGUCACAUCCACGGUCACGCUCGCUGUCGCCGACGUCAGCAGCGGCGGCGGCGACGGUGGAUCCAACCGCAGUCUCAGCAGCAGCAGCAGCCUCAGGGGUUCCUACCCAGGAGACCGCGGCAGCGGCGAGAGCCGUGGCGGCGGCGGCGGCGGCGGCGGAGGAGGAGGACGGCGAAGGGGCCGCUGCGGGAGCGGCUCCAUCGCCACGGAUGUCGCGGGCGCUCACUCAGUUAGCAAGCCUGGCACCGAGGGACUCGGCCGCGUUGAGGUCCGCGCAGCAAGAGCUUCAAGAAGAGCAGGCGCGGCUAGCGGCGAUUGUGGCAGACGCUGACGGCAGGCUGAAGGGCCGUAGCAGCCUUCUCCUCCAGGACCUUUCUCAGUCCACAACCGCCCCACAAUCCUCGCUGCUGGGGCUGCAGCUGGCGUCGUCGAUGCCGCCCUCGCUCAGUCCUCGAGGCUCUCUGGGGGCCCCCAUACUACGGAUGCGCCCCUCGGGUAGCGGCCAGGGGGGUCCCGGCAGCAUGGCGGCAAUGGGCCUCAGUCCCCGGUCGGAUGCGACAGGACCUGAAUGGCCCCUCCGACCCGACCCGUUAAGCUCAGUCUCCUCGUACGGCUCUCAACCUAGCGGCGCUGGCGGCGGUGCGGUUUUGCUGGGCGGCGGCGGCGGCCUGGCGCCGCCGCCGCUGCCGGCUGUGCUGCCCCACGCGAGGGCCGGCGGCGCACACAGCAGAGCACAGCAACACGGCGCUGGUGCAAUAUCGCCGUACAGCCGCACCCUGCCGCCGCCGCAGGUGAUCCUGCCGGUGGUGGGCUCGAUGGACAUGUCCGGAUCCACUUCUCGAAAGUCGCUGCUCGUACAGCCACGCCCCGGCCCAGGCUCCGGAACCAGCCCCACCGCGACGCCGGAUUUCCUGCCACGCAUAAGCGGGGCCUCGACGGCAUCGGCGGGAGCGGGUACGGCACUGGCGGCGCCGCCACCCACACCACGAUAUGUCACGUCGCAGCUGCAGCGCAUCUAUCACAAUGCCAAUUCAGGCGUUGGGGGGAGCGGCAGCGUGGGGGGAACAGCGGCGGCAGGGGGCAAGUCUAGCGGCGCCGCCGCCGCGCAGGCGGGCGGUGCCAGCAGCACUGAGAACGUGGGUCUUAUUGGCGGACAGUCCCUGGCAGCAUUGGAUUUGCUCAGCCAGCUGUUACCCACGAUUGCGCAGGGAGUGGGUGAGGUACGGAAGGGCAUGAGUGGCUGGGGGGGGAAUGCCAGCGGCGCUAGUGCUGCCGGCGGCGGCGGCGGCAGCAGCGCCGCGGCCCCUGCAGCAGGGGCGCCGCAAACCACGAGUCAUGAUGCUUCCAGAUGCCCCAUCGGCACUGGAGCCAUGCACGGAUCACCGCUGCGGUCCAGUCGUAAAGGCCGGAGCAUUUUGCUGGACUCGGUUGACGGGGGCAGCUCUUCACACUCUUCCGCCUCGUCAUCGACGUCAGCGGCGGCGGCGACGGCGGCCGCGGCGGCGGCCGCGGCCGUGUCGCUUACCGCUAUGGCAGCCCCGCCGGGGAGCCCGACAGGGGCCCGGAUACGGCACCAAACAUUAUCACUCAGCACCCAGCCACUCCACCACCACCGCCGCCACAACAACAACGGGCUGUCCAGGUCUGCGGACGCCGGCGGCGGUGCUGCCGCUGCCUCGCGGCGGAGCUUCGCGCCCGGUGCCACGAAGGCCGGCAAGGGCGGCAAUGGAGAUCCGCGGAACCGGAGCUCGGCAGAAAUGGAACGUUGGAUGAUCCGCGGCAUCAACAUGCAGACAUCUCCAAAGGGGACCCCCGGGACGCAAUACCAACAGCAACAGCAACAGCAGCGAAACGGGGCGGCAGUACUCCGCCCUUAG
Molecule: messenger RNA, 6705 nt
Organism: Volvox carteri f. nagariensis
Lineage: Eukaryota; Viridiplantae; Chlorophyta; Chlorophyceae; Chlamydomonadales; Volvocaceae
Exons: 27
Coding region: 1-6705 (2234 amino acids)
Cellular component (GO): type III intermediate filament
Source: RefSeq, a predicted model, not a curated record